Molecule: messenger RNA, 1083 nt
Organism: Fragaria vesca subsp. vesca
Lineage: Eukaryota; Viridiplantae; Streptophyta; Magnoliopsida; Rosales; Rosaceae
Product: F-box protein GID2-like
Exons: 1
Coding region: 198-770 (190 amino acids)
Biological process (GO): regulation of gibberellic acid mediated signaling pathway
Cellular component (GO): SCF ubiquitin ligase complex
Molecular function (GO): protein binding
Source: RefSeq, a predicted model, not a curated record
GAGACACAAACCAAAGCGCAUUCAUUUCCUCCUAUUGUCGUCUUCGAUAACUCCCCAAAAUAACCAGGUCCCCCUAAUCCCCUUCUCCUUUAUCAAACCCUCCCAACCUCCCCCACCUCCCUCGUUAUUACCUCUUCUCUCCCACAUCCCAUAUAACCAUCACCUCUCCCACUCCCUUCUCAGAUUCCCUCUCUUUGAUGAAGCGUGGGUUUGCUUCCAUGGCCGAGGAGGACGAUUACAAGAUGAAGAAGCUAAAGGUCGAGGAAGACGAGAUCGAACCAGAGAAAGAAGAAGAGGGUGUGAUCGUUGAAGGACCAGGGUUUACGAGUCUGGAUGAUAAUCUGAUAUUCGAGGUGUUUAAGCACGUUGAUGCCAGAACACUAGGGAUGGUGUCGUGUGUGAGCAAACAGUGGCACAAGACGGCCCAGGACGAGCGGCUCUGGGAGCUCAUGUGUACUCGUCACUGGGUUAACAUCGGCUGCGGUAAUCAGCAGCUGAGAUCUGUCGUUCUUGCCCUCGGUGGCUUCCGAAGGCUCCACUCGCUCUACAUCUGGCCUUUCACUAAGCCUCAGUCCUCUCCUUCAUCGUCUUCCUCUGCUUCUGCUUCUUCUGCUCCUUCGUCACCCUGGGCGGCGGCUCCGCUGAAGCCGAUGAUGGCCGCGAAGCCGCACGCUAGGUGGGGGAAGGAUGAGGUGAAUCUCUCGCUGUCGCUCUUGUCGAUUCGGUUUUACGAGAAGAUGAAUUACAGCAACCGGAGCCAAGGAAGAUGAUGAUGAUUUUAAAAGCUCAAGAUUCAGAUAUUAUUCAUAUAAAUUUCGUAAUUUCCGUUGGAUUUUCCGUUUUAGUUUGUUGAAUUUUUUUUCUGGGUUUUUGGUACUUGGAUCUGUACUGUAAUGCUUGGUUUACUUUGCUAAGCUUGUCCUGUAUAUUAUGAGAUGGAAUUUGCUGAUUUUAAUGUACUAUAAUUUCCACAAAUUCGAACUGGGUUUUGUUCUGUUUUACUAGUAUGUUUAUGAUUGAAAUUGGAACGGGAAGAACAAGAACAACAAGGAGAAGAGGACCGCAUCUGAAGGUUUUGGUUGU